Molecule: messenger RNA, 612 nt
Organism: Zasmidium cellare ATCC 36951
Lineage: Eukaryota; Fungi; Ascomycota; Dothideomycetes; Mycosphaerellales; Mycosphaerellaceae
Exons: 1
Coding region: 1-612 (203 amino acids)
Source: RefSeq, a predicted model, not a curated record
AUGUCGCAGUUACCAUGCCCAUUCCGUGAAGAGCAUCUCAGACACCGCCAUGGUUGCGUUCUCAUCAUAAGCAGUCUCCAACGAUCACCCCACAUCCAUCAUCAUGCUCGCGCACAAAGGGACGUCUGCCGGUGCAUUGCCUACGAUGAGGCCUGGCUGAACGAAAGAGUCGAUUGGAAGAGAUGGAGAGAAAUUUGGAAACAAUACUACCAUGGGAUUUCCACGUCUGCUGCUUCUACAACACUUGCGCAGUUGGAGUGGUCAUCAAUGCUAGCAAGCUUUGUGGAUGCUCGCCACAUACUUGCUCAAGACAUCUGCGCGAGGACCCUCUUUCCGGUUCCUUCAGCACGACGACCAGCUUCCAAGCACGAAGCGGCGAAUGCCUGUACCACUGGCGAGAGGAGCAGACGUGCGACUUCACGUCUCGAUCUCGGCAUCCUCAUACCCCAAUCGAAGAUGAACCUCACAUUCUGGAUCAUUAAAGUGUGCCUGCCCUUCCACGGCCAUCCGUCAGCCGCUUAUGCCGCCGCUCAUCAACUUUGUUACGAUUGGCAAAGAUGGCCACGUCAUGCCCAAGUGCCGCCGCUCGAUGGCUCAUCGUCAAGGCUCUGA